Messenger RNA from Anoplopoma fimbria (sablefish), 1867 nucleotides. RefSeq lists its product as uncharacterized. Bases 382 to 1176 code for a protein of 264 amino acids. Gene Ontology annotation, biological process: proteasome localization; nuclear protein quality control by the ubiquitin-proteasome system. Gene Ontology annotation, cellular component: nucleus. The record is from RefSeq and is a predicted model, not a curated record. The transcript has 6 exons. Lineage: Eukaryota; Metazoa; Chordata; Actinopteri; Perciformes; Anoplopomatidae.
CGGCGACGUUUACCAAUCAGGGUCGACACAUGCAGCAAACCACGCCUGCGCGGCAACUCGUGUCGCGCGCCUCAUCAGCAUUGUACUGGGGGCCGGUGGAGCAAACAAAAGUUGUCAGUCUCUCCUUGCCGCUUCAGCACAAGCGGGGUUUAUUUUUGUUUUGUUGUUGUAGUAUUUUAGUUAAUUUAAGCAAGUUUGUCUUCAUAGCGGAUAUAAGAUAAGCUCGACCCCCCCUCCCUGCAUUGAAGGCUGUGGAGAGAAGCUGCAGAGUCCCACCAGCUGAAGACAACCGACCGUGGAGAAAAGUCAGCGCCCCCGUGGGGUUUAAAGCUCAGCUAACAGUAGCGUAGCUCCACUUGUGAAGAGAUUCACUUUGUCACAAUGGCAGCUGUGUGUCAGCCACGACGGGCCUUGGUGGAGAUACCUGCUCCACAGCCCAAAAUUGCAGCUCGGAUGAGGAGGUCCUAUCUAGACAUUCUAGGUUCUCGGUUGGCUCCAUCUCCACCUCCAAGAGGGAGAAACGCAACUACAAGCACAAAGCGUGGGCCCUCACUGGACCUGUCCAUUGGUGGGCUGUGGAGUGGGAGGAUAGAGGAGCAGUGUGAGAAGAUGGACGAGCACCACACCCCUCUCUCGAAACAGCAGCUUGUGCAGCUCAUCAGAUCCCUCAUCUUAGUUGAGCAGAGCCAAGAGCCCAGAAUCUUAGCGUCCGACCUGAAGUAUCUCCAGGAAGACCUGCAACUGAAGAAGGCAAAUGUUUACCGGUCCAUUCCCUACUCGCGGCUUGGCUCCAACCGGGACGCUCACUGCUACAGAAAAGCGUAUCCUCACCUGGUGGCCUUCAAAGUUUCCUGUCAGGAGUGGGGCCAAGUCUUCCUGAGGAACAAAGAGUGGGACGCCGUGUUGGAGCACACAUUGAUGGCGUGGCGCUACACCAGCGAGUUGCCGCAGUGGGAUACAGCGAACCACAACGCUCUCAGAGAACAGUGUUACGGCAUUUUGGCAGCCAACAGCCUCGCCGCUCUCCAGCACCACCACCCUGGACCCGACAGAGGACGCGAGCUGCUCAGAAGGUUUAAUAUGGCUCAGUUGCAAAGCCAGUCAAUUGUGCCCUGUAUUCAGGAGUUGCAGAGGAUUAUGGGAUGUGCUGAUGACUCCCCCAUGGACACAAAAUAACAGGAGACACGCUAUCUAACCAGCUGGCUACACCCCAGUGAAAAGUGUGCUUCGUAGAUGACCUAAAUAAUUUAUGUGGUACAGGUCCAAAAACAUUUUACGUGGUAGUGUUUGUUUGGAAAAACCACAACAGUAUUCUUCCAAAGGGCAAGGCAUUAUCUUUGAAAUGUGAAGGUUUGUAAGGUAACGAAAAACCCUGUGUAAAUGUUGGAAAUGCAACAAAACCUUUUAUUUAAUCACAAUGCAUUUUUCUAUCAUCUGGGAAGUAUUGGAGUGUGACAUUUGUUGAAUAGAACACCUCAUAAUGUAUUUAUUGUUUAAUGUUGUGCUCAUAUGUUGCCUAACAGCCGUUUACAAACGUCUUUUCAGAGGAACAUUGACAUCCUGAGAAAUGUUGCGGUCAAUCUGCUGCCAGCGACACUAUUUAAGAUGUUUGUAUAUUUUAGAACUUUGUAUUGAAUUACUUUUGCAUUGACCAUUGAAAUGUUAAAAGUAAGAAAAGGCCUUUCUUGUUGCAUUAUCAGGAUGUGUGUGUGUAUAUAUGUCAUUUCCAUUCAAAUACUUGAAACUGUGGCGUUUGCCGUCUUUGUCUAUAGUUGUUUUAUAUGUAUGUCUUGUUUAUAGAGAACCGUCUGUCCCUGAUUGCACUGUUGCCUUUUGUCCUGAAAACUUGAAAUUUUUUGAUGAAAUA